This is a messenger RNA of Oenanthe melanoleuca, 8028 nucleotides long. It is a transcript of the gene MYLK, whose product is annotated as myosin light chain kinase. Bases 309 to 6152 code for a protein of 1947 amino acids. Gene Ontology annotation, molecular function: protein binding; ATP binding; protein kinase activity. The record is from RefSeq and is a predicted model, not a curated record. Lineage: Eukaryota; Metazoa; Chordata; Aves; Passeriformes; Muscicapidae. The transcript is spliced from 32 exons. Gene Ontology annotation, biological process: protein phosphorylation.
CGGCCCGGCCCGGCAGAGCCGAGCGGCAGGUGGGCUGCGGCCGGAGCCGUAGAUCCGGGGCCGGGCAGCUCGGGGCUCGGCGGCUCCGGCAGCGCUCCUCGCAGCCGUGAGGCUCCUCUGCCGGCUGCGCCCCGGGACGCGGAGGGAAGCCCGUGGGCGGGCACGGGUGGGGGCACCGCGGCAUCCUCAGAGGGGGAGGUGAAGUAGGCGGAGAAGGAGGAGGAGAAGGAGAAGAGGGAAACCUGCUGCUCCGGAGGGACGAGGUAGCGGCGCUGCAGCGAGCCACCAGCGGCGCGGGCUGCGGGCACAUGCCGGGCUUGGAGCACCGGAGCCGCGGGAUUCCUGCGGGUGUCUCAGCCCAGCUUCCAUCCCUUUCCCGGCGAGAGCGACAGCUGGGCUCCGGCAGGGAGGAGGGCUCACCUACGGCUCCCCUCCCGGAGUGCAUUAAUCCCAGAGCAAGCAAACCUGGUAUCCACAUCAUGGGGGAUGUGAAACUGGUGACAUCUACUCGAGUCUCCAAAACCUCCCUGACACUCAGCCCCCCUGUCCCCACUGAAGCACCAGCAUUCACUCUUCCUCCUCGGAACAUCCGCGCGCAGCUGGGAGCCACCGCCAGGUUUGAGGGGAAGGUCAGAGGCUACCCUGAGCCACAGAUCACAUGGUAUAGGAAUGGGCAUCCUGUCCCAGAGGGAGACCAUUAUGUCAUGGACCGCAGCAUCCGGGGCAUGUUCAGCUUGGUCAUCAAAGGUGUGCAGGAAGGUGAUGGUGGCAAAUAUACCUGUGAAGCUGCAAAUGAUGGUGGGAUUCGUCAAGUGACCGUGGAACUGACAGUGGAAGGAAACUCCUUGAUGAAAUACAGCUUGCCAUCCAGUGCCAAAACCUCUGGGGGAAGACUUUCUGUUCCAUCUGUGGAGCAGAGGCCAAGCAUCUGGGGAGAGAGUCCACCCAAGUUUGCUACAAAACCCAACAGAGUUGUUGUGCGUGAAGGCCAAACAGGCAAAUUCUCAUGUAAAAUAACAGGACGACCUCAGCCUCAAGUAACUUGGUUUAAGGGUGAUAUUCAGUUACAGCAAAAUGAGCGUUUCAACAUGUAUGAGAGAACAGGCAUCCAGUUCUUGGAGAUUCAAAAUGUUCAGCUUGCUGAUUCAGGAAUUUACACCUGCACAGUGGUGAACAGCGCUGGGAAGGCAUCUGUGUCUGCAGAGCUCACCGUUCAAGGUCCAGAUAAGAUAGACACAUACACUCAGCCAUCUUGCAUGCCAUCAAAACCAACCACACUUGCCGUUAAAGCUGUUGAAAAUUCAGAAUUCAAACAGGCCACCAGCAAUGGGAUUGCUAAAGAGCUGAAAUCCAGCAGCACAGAACUCAUGGUUGAAACCAAAGACAAGGUGCCAGCAAAGAGAGAGUCCUUUUACAUCACCACAGAAGCCAAAGAAAGUAAGCAAGGACAGCACCAAGAAACCAGCACAGAACAUAAAGAAGGAAAAAAGGGACCUCAGGUCUUGCAGAAAACGUCAAGCACCAUCACACUACAAUCUGUCAAACUGCAACCAGAACCAAAGGCAGAAUCCCAGGCCCCAUCCAUCAGACAGGGUGAAAACAGGAAAACAGGUGUGCAGCUCCUGAUGUCAGCUCAACAAACUCCACCUCUGGCAGGGCACGUCAGUGCCAGGACUAGAGAAGCAGAAAACAGGUCUGGAGCCCGGGGGGCUGUAAUGGAGGAGAAGAGGGAGCUCCUGGGAGUCCCCCCUCAGUUUGAGAUCCAUCCGCAGAGCCUGGAAGCAUCAGAAGGCCAAGAGAUUAAAUUCAAGAGUAAAGUUUCAGGGAAACCAAAACCAGAUGUAGAGUGGUUCAAAGAAGGCCGACCUAUUAAAGCUGGAGAAGAUGUCCAAAUAUAUGAGGAAGAUGGAAUUCAUUGCCUAUGGAUAAAGAAAGCCUGCUUGAGGGACAGUGGAUCUUACAGCUGUACAGCUGUCAACCCCAAAGGCCAGACUUCCAGCAGCUGGUUUUUAACUGUCAAAAGACCUAAAGUUGAAGAGGUUGCUCCGUGCUUUUCCAGUGUCUUGAAAGGAUGCACUGUGAGCGAAGGACAGGACUUCGUGUUGCAGUGCUGUGUCGGAGGGGUCCCUGUGCCCCACAUCACAUGGCUUCUCAAUGACCAGCCAAUUCAAUAUGCCCAUUCCACUUUUGAAGAUGGAGUUGCAAAACUGACUGUCCAAGAUGCCCUGCCAGAAGACGAUGGAAUUUAUACCUGUCUGGCUGAAAACAACACAGGACAGGCAUCUUGCAGUGCUCAGGUCACAGUCAAAGAAAAGAAGAGCAGCAAGAAGGCAGAGAGUGCACAGGCUACAAAGUUAAACAAGACUUUUGCACCCGUCUUCCUUAAAGGCCUUACUGACCUCAGAGUAAUGGAUGGAAGUCAAGUGAUAAUGACUGUGGAGGUAUCAGCUAAUCCAUCUCCUGAAAUUAUCUGGCUGCAUAAUGGGAAAGAAAUCCAGGAGACAGAAGAUUUCCACUUUGAGAAGAAAGGCAAUGAGUACAGUCUGUACAUCCAGGAGGUGUUUCCUGAAGACACAGGCAAAUACACCUGUGAAGCCUGGAAUGAAGUAGGAGAAAGUCAAACACAGGCUACAUUGACAGUUCAAGAACCUCAGGAUGGUAUUCAGCCCUGGUUCAUUAGCAAACCAAGAUCAGUGACAGCAGCUCCUGGGCAAAAUGUCCUGAUAUCCUGUGCCAUUGCUGGAGAUCCUUUCCCCACUGUUCACUGGUUCAAAGAUGGGAAAGAAAUAAUGCCGGGAACAGCGUAUGAAAUCCUGCAAAAUGAAGAUAUCUUCACACUGGUCUUGAGGAAUGUGCAGUCUCGUCAUGCAGGGCAAUAUGAAAUUCAGCUCAGGAACCAAGUUGGAGAAUGCAGCUGCCAGGUGUCUCUGAUGCUGCGGGAGAGUUCAGCUUCCACAGCAGAAAUGCUCAGAGAUGGGAGGGAAUCAUCCAGCUCUGGAGAGCAAAGAGAUGGUGGAGAUCAUGGUAAACUAACAUUUGGUAGAACAAGUGGCUUCAAAAGGAACAGCAGUGUAACCAGAGUAGCUGAGGAGGAGCAGGAAGACGUCCGAGGCGUGCUGAAGAGACGAGUGGAAACUCGGGAGCACACAGAGGAGAGCCUGAGGCAGCAGGAAGCUGAACAACUUGAUUUCCGUGAUAUUUUAGGCAAGAAAGUCAGCACCAAGAGUUUUUCUGAGGAGGAACUGAAAGAAAUCCCAGCCGAGCAAAUGGACUUCCGAGCAAACCUGCAGCGGCAGGUCAAACCCAAGACCUUGUCAGAGGAGGAGAGGAAAGUCCAUGCUCCCCAGCAGGUGGACUUCCGCUCUGUGCUGGCCAAGAAGGGCACCCCAAAAACCCCAUUGCCAGAGAAGGCACCACCUCCUAAACCUGCAGUUACAGAUUUCAGGUCUGUGCUGGGCUCCAAGAAAAAGCCACCUGCGGAGAAUGGCAGCGCUGGCACCCCUGCACCAAAUGCUCGUGCCAACUCUGAAGCCCAGAAUGCAACCCCCAAUUCUCAAGCCCCUGUUGCCAAACCAGCAGUGAAAAAAGAGGAGAAGAAUGACAGAAACUGUGAACAUGGGUGUGCAGUGGUGGAUGGUGGAAUAAUUGGGAAAAAACCUGAAAACAAAGCACCAGCAAGCAAACCACCAGCAAGCAAAGGAACAGCACCCUCCUUUACAGAGAAGCUUCAGGAUGCUCAAGUGGCUGAUGGUGAAAAAUUGGUCUUACAAUGUCGGAUUUCCUCUGAUCCCCCUGCAGCUGUCACCUGGACUCUAGACAGCAAAGCCAUCAAAUCAUCAAAGUCUAUUGUCAUCUCCCAAGAAGGGACACUCUGCUCACUGACCAUUGAGAAGGCCAUGCCUGAGGAUGGGGGCGAGUACAAGUGCAUAGCUGAGAACCCAGCAGGGAAAGCUGAAUGUGCUUGCAAAGUGGUGGUAGAAGAUGCCUCAAAGACCUCAAAGCCUGCUGAGAAGAAGACCAAGAAGCCUAAGACCACACUUCCCCCAGUGCUGCCAACAGAGAGUGAAGCAACAGUGAAGAAGAAACCAGCUCCAAAGACUCCUCCAAAAGCAGCUGCUCCUCCUCAGAUUACUCAGUUCCCAGAAGACAGAAAAGUCCGUGCAGGUGAAUCAGUGGAAUUGUUUGCCAAGGUGGUAGGAACAGCACCCAUAACUUGCACCUGGAUGAAAUUCCGUAAGCAGAUUCAAGAAAAUGAAUAUAUUAAAAUUGAGAAUGCUGAAAACAGCAGCAAGCUAACAAUAUCAUCAACAAAGCAGGAGCACUGUGGAUGUUACACCCUAGUUGUAGACAACAAACUUGGCAGCAGACAAGCACAAGUCAACCUUACAGUUGUUGACAAACCAGACCCUCCCGCGGGCACUCCGUGCGCGUCCGACAUCCGGAGCUCGUCGCUCACCCUCUCGUGGUACGGCUCCUCCUACGACGGGGGCAGCGCCGUGCAGUCCUACACCGUGGAGAUCUGGAACUCGGUGGAUAACAAAUGGACAGACCUCACCACCUGCCGCAGCACCUCCUUCAACGUGCAGGACCUGCAGGCGGACCGCGAGUACAAAUUCCGCGUGCGAGCUGCCAACGUCUACGGCAUCAGCGAGCCCAGCCAAGAGUCCGAGCUGGUAAAAGUUGGAGAGAAACAAGAAGAACCUAAAGAGGAUGAAGCGGAGCUAUCUGACGAUGAGGGGAAAGAAACAGAGGUUGAAUAUCGGACGGUUACGAUCAACACGGAACAGAAAGUGUCAGACGUCUAUAACAUCGAAGAGAGACUGGGAUCGGGAAAAUUUGGACAAGUCUUCAGGCUUGUUGAAAAGAAGAAUGGAAAAGUUUGGGCAGGAAAAUUUUUCAAAGCAUAUUCUGCUAAGGAAAAAGAAAACAUAAGGGAUGAAAUCAGCAUCAUGAACUGCCUACAUCACCCAAAACUUGUCCAAUGUGUAGAUGCCUUUGAAGAAAAAGCCAACAUCGUUAUGGUUUUGGAAAUGGUUUCUGGAGGAGAACUCUUUGAACGAAUCAUUGAUGAAGACUUUGAACUGACUGAGAGAGAGUGCAUUAAAUACAUGAAGCAGAUUUCAGAAGGAGUUCAAUACAUUCAUAAGCAGGGUAUUGUCCACUUGGAUUUGAAGCCAGAAAAUAUUAUGUGUGUCAACAAGACUGGUACAAGUAUCAAACUCAUUGACUUUGGACUCGCAAGAAGAUUAGAAAAUGCAGGCUCUCUGAAAGUCCUCUUUGGAACACCUGAGUUUGUAGCUCCAGAAGUUAUAAACUAUGAACCUAUUGGAUAUGAAACAGAUAUGUGGAGUAUAGGAGUUAUCUGCUACAUUUUGGUCAGCGGACUUUCUCCUUUCAUGGGAGACAACGACAACGAAACCCUUGCCAAUGUCACCUCAGCAACGUGGGACUUCGAUGAUGAGGCUUUCGAUGAAAUCUCUGACGAUGCCAAGGACUUUAUCAGCAAUCUACUAAAGAAAGACAUGAAGAGUCGCUUAAAUUGUACUCAAUGUCUUCAGCAUCCCUGGCUGCAAAAAGACACCAAAAACAUGGAAGCCAAAAAACUUUCCAAAGAUAGGAUGAAGAAAUAUAUGGCCAGAAGAAAAUGGCAGAAAACAGGCCAUGCUGUCCGGGCAAUAGGAAGACUGUCAUCCAUGGCAAUGAUUUCUGGUAUGAGUGGGAGGAAGGCCUCUGGGAGCUCGCCUACCAGCCCUAUAAAUGCAGACAAAGCAGAGAAUGAAGAUGCUUUCCUCGAAGAAGUGGCUGAAGAAAAGCCCCACGUAAAGCCAUAUUUUACUAAAAAAAUCCUUGACAUGGAAGUUGUGGAAGGAAGUGCUGCUAGAUUUGACUGCAAAAUUGAAGGCUAUCCCGACCCUGAGGUGAUGUGGUUCAAGGACGAUCAGCCUGUCAAGGAGUCCCGUCACUUCCAGAUAGAUUACGAUGAGGAAGGGAACUGUUCUUUGACUAUUUCUGAAGUAUGUGGGGACGAUGAUGCCAAAUACACCUGCAAAGCUGUUAACAGCCUUGGGGAAGCCACGUGCACCGCAGAGCUCCUUGUGGAAACAAUGGCAGAAGGAGAGGGAGAAGGAGAAGAUGAAGAGGAGGAAGAAUGAAACAAGGCUAAAAAAUAUAUAAAUAUUUAAAGACUCUCCUUAUAAGGCUCAGAAAACCAAGUUAUCAAAAGCACCUUGUGUGAAACGUAGGUCUUUGGGGGGGUUGUUAUUUCAGCAUGAUCAGUUGAUACCUGUUAGCUUUAUGUAUGGGCAUUACUUCAAACCAGCAGGCUUUCUAAGUUGCUAGAAUGAUUGGAUUGACUUUAAGCAAGCCAUCAACUAAGUUGCCCAGACAAAUUUUAAAAUCAAAUGUAUGGAAACAAAGUUAUAUUCUGAACAUCCUAAAGAAAAAUAGUCUAUUUGCUGAGCUCAUUGCUCUUUACCAUCACUUUUCUCAGCCAAAACCGCAGCUAAGUUGGCUCCCCGAGAUCUACUUUAAAGGAAUCGUUGGCCAGACAUGCAGUGAAUCUCUCCAGUCCUGAGGAAUAGGCUAUCCCCUGAGCUGUAUCUUCUGUAAGGGAAGGUUUGACACAGCCAGCAUUGCGGUUUGUAUGUUGGCACAGUUCAUUUCUCAUCUGCUUUAAGCAGAGUCUCACAGUCCAAACUUCAGGCAUUUUCACUGCCUCUGUCAGUGCCCUUGUAUUACUGGCUAGCAUUAAACAUCCAGGUGAUUUCCUGAGAUACUUCUGAUCUUGCUUUUAGCCAGCUGAUCCCACUUUGUCAUCUUUCCCUUAUGGAGCCUGUUCACUUCAGUGCAGUUGCAGCUGCCUACUUAAGAAACAGACUAAAACACAAAGACUGAGAAUAUUUUCUGUGUUGCUGGUCAGUCUAAUAAAGACUUACGAAUCAUAUAUAUGCUGCUGUGAAAAAACAGGUUAUUGCACAAUCAGUGAUUUCUCUGUGCAAGUCUGUGAAUGGAAUCCCAGGUUAGUUAAAGUUUUACUUGCAUUUAUUUGGCAAUUGCAAAACAGAUUUCAACUGAUGAUAAGCUGGAAACUCCCACAAAUUUUUCGAGUAGCCAAAAAGAUAGUAGCCUGGAUUACAAACUCCUCUAUUCUUAGCAAUUUCCAAAGAAUCUUAACCUAUAUAGGACCUAUUUCUACCUUAUGAGCUUGACUGUCUUGUUUUUGUCUUGAACCUGCACCAGUAAGGCUGUUGCGUUUUCUAAAAACGCAGAAAAACAAAACAAAACAAAAUCCAAACCCCAUUUUUUUUUCUCAGAAAUGGUUAACGCACUCAGACUUAGUAACUUUGCUUUCCUUUCACAGUAUUGGCACUUUUUAAUUUUUUUUUGUUGUUGUUCAGAGGUAAUAUCAGAGGCUGCAAGGUGAUUAUGCAUAAUCCAAAACCAGUGUGUCUUAUAUCUAUGUAUCAUUCCAAAAGUGAUUUUCUUUUCCACUUUUUGUGUGUAAAGUGCAACCAUUUGCAUUUCAAAGGUUACCUCUUUUAAAAAAAGACAUUACUUAAAUCCUCACCAUUAAGUAGUCAGUGUACUUUAAUACAGGUGUGUACAUUAUCAACCUUAGGUUGUUUGAUAUUACCUAGUUGUGUAUGUGUUUCAUAUGAUUUGCUCUUCUACAUUCAAAGCUCAACUAAUGUGGAUGACACGAUGGUUUGUAACUGCUUUACUCUUUGUUGCUAAGUUCAGAUUGCCAGCAUGUCUUUUCUUUUUGAUUGACAAAAACCUCUUGUUAUACUAAACACAGUAUUGCCACAAUUCCUUAUUAGGAAAGGUUUUGAAUCUGAUUUAGAGCAUACAGAGCUUUCCUCACUUUUUUUUUUUUUAAACGUUUUAGGCAACAACGGGGUGUAUUUUGUACCUUAAUAAAAAUAUGCUAAUAUUCUCCCUGUUUGUUAAACCAUCAGAAUUGCAAAGAUGAGACCGCUACGGCUGUAGUUACUCACGGUUCCUAAAUAAAUACUACCACAAAGCACA